Rotaria sp. Silwood2 is the source of this 3983-nucleotide messenger RNA. The record is from the annotation of a GenBank genome assembly. NCBI's taxonomy places the organism in Eukaryota, Metazoa, Rotifera, Eurotatoria, Philodinida, Philodinidae.
AUGAAAAUUGAAACACUUUAUACCGUUUCAGAAUCAACAGAGCAUGCUGCAAUUCGACAUGAUAAGUUUUCCGUAUUUGAAGUCUACAAUGGAAACGCAAAUAACAAUGGAACUGCAGCAACCACCAAUAAUAUAUCGUAUACUAUGGGUGCUCUUGUAUUAACUGGAGCUACCAACGUCCAUAUUGUGUAUUAUGGUAAUUGGACUACUAAUCAACAAAAUAUUGUCAAUACAUUCAUUUCAACAAUUGGAAGUACAUCAUGGUUCAACAUCGAAAAGACUUACUAUUUUCAAAUCUCAAACACAAGUUCCAAGGUAUACACAACAGGUCCACUUACUCUUGGAAACACAACGACAAAUAACUACACUAAUGGUACUCAACUUACUGGUACGAGUAUAAAAGAUAUAAUUUACAAUCAUAUUACGAAAGGACAACUGCCAAAUGAUCAACGGGCAAUCUACUUGUUGCUCAGUUCUUCAGAUGUGAAAGAAAACUAUACAACUACUUCAUCUUUCUGUAACAGCUAUUGUGGAUAUCAUUCGACAUUCUCUCGUGGAACUUCAAAAUACAUCUAUGGAUUUAUAGGAAAUCCGCAAAAGUGCAUUAACAGUUGUAGUGUCUACAAUAAGCUUGUUUCACCUAAUGGUGAUGUCGGUGUUGACGCCAUGUUGACUCCUGUGGCACAUGAAAUAGUGGAAGCAAUGUCCGAUCCAUGGUUGAAUGCAUGGCGCGAUAUUAACAAGAAUGAAAAUGCGGAUAAGUGGUAAGUAGAGAAGCAAAGUAUUUUUGAAUAAGUUGUCAAAUACAGUUUUCUAGCGCUAUUUUAUUUCGGAAAAGCUUCAGUAAAAGAAGCUUUCUUGUAAGAAAUCUCUUCUUCUUUUUUUAUUCCACGGUAAUUAUACAUAUUAGAUACUCAUUGAUGACUCAUCAACGAAUAAUUAUUAAUGAAUAAACUAAUUGAUUACUAUAGGAACCAGUUCCAGUAACUGAUAUGCAAACUGCUAUAUCAACUGAUUGUGGAUCUUAUAGUUGUCAGACGGAUGUUCUAAACACUAGACCAUCAGGAAACGUUUUUCCAUUUCAUGGGCAAGUGAUCAAUCAUUUGUCACAUCAUUCUUGUCUCAAACACACUACGUCCGACCAAAAUACAGUAAACAACGUUCUAGAAUAAAAUAAGAAGUUAUACUUCAAGAAUAAAACAUUUAAGUAUUUCUCAAGUGAUCAACCUAUUAGUCUCCACUACGUAUUUGAUGGCAUUUUCAAUGCUACUCUGUUCCUUAGCUAUAUCAGGAAAAUUAGAAACAUAUAUUUUGUUGUUGUCGAAAUAUUGCUUAGACAAUGUACAAAUUCGGUUAGAUUUUAUACCUUUUUAUAAUCAUAUGACCAGUGUUCCGGAUAUGAUCAAAUAAGCAAGUUUAAUGAUGUCGAUUAUAUUUGUGUUAUUGUAAAUGUCUAUAUAUUCUCUAACUGGAAUGCAAAAAAUCCCGAAGUAUUAAUCGAGACAGAACACCUGUACAGAUCAGUUUUGAUGCAGUCACAUACGGUAAACAGACAUUUGAAUAUUGCAGAUAGUGAAGACAAAAUUUUCGAUGAAUUGAUAUAGAAAUAUAUCCAAAAUAACAGUAAAAUGUUCAUGAUGUGUCGAGAUCGAUCGUUUUAUGUGCGAUUCAAAAUGCUAGGUCAAAUAGAAAUCAAUGAGUCAAUUAGUGGUAUUUUGCGUUCUCAUCCUUUUCUGUGAAUACAUUUCAAAUAAUUUCAUUUGAUUAUUGAUUUUGAGAAACUAUCUUAUGUCAGAAUUUAUGAAAUGUUCAGGCUUAUAGUUGUCAGCUAAAUAAAUUCUAUAGCCUACAUUUAUGCUCAAACUAAUUUUUUCUUCAUUCGAACGGUUCAUAUAUAUGAAUAAAAAAAAACAAAUAACCUGUUAAUAGGUUGAACUAUAAACGGGAUGAAGAUAUGCAGAAACAUUAAUUCAUAAUUUUUAUGAAAUCCGAAUUGAAUAAAGAUAUGUGUUCUUCUAGAUGAGUUUGAUCUUCCUCAAAAAAAUAAAUAUUCUCAUCGUAAUAUUUGAAACAAAUUACAACACUGAUCACCUAGAUUAUAUCCAAAAUAUUGAUCUAUUAGUAAUGUUUUUUAUUUUGUAAUUUUAGUGCCUGGACCUUUGGAAAUAGGACAAAUCAAAACGGGUAUUACUACAAUAUUGUUAUUAAUAACAAGUUCUAUCUCAUUCAACAAAAUUGGGACGCAAAUCUUCAGACAUGUGCAAUGUCUGCCUAAAUUAUUUGCUCGGGCAUUCAUCCUGACAUAAAAGACAGAUUGUUUUUAAAUUAAUCUACACGCAUAAAUUCUAACAUGUUGCAUUUAUAAACAAGAUGUAGUAUUAAUUAUACAACUCUUAAUUUUCCUUUUUUGUUUUUAAUAUAUUUAUAAUGGAUCCGUUAUAAGGAGGAAAUUAUAAGUAAAAUAAAUAAUGUUCUAUGCAAAAGUCAAUCGUUAUUAUCAAUAUAUACACUUCUUGGAAAAGAGCAUAUUCAGAUGAAUGAAUUGAAUCAGAUCUCAUAAAAAUCGACUAUUCGACAGUAUUCAAUGGAAAUCUGAGUUAUAGAAUCAUUAAAAGAUCUGAUAGGUAGAUUCUAAUGAAUAUUCGAUGAUAUCUAACUGUCGAAAUCGGUAGAUAUUUCCACUAUUGGUUGUUGAUAAAAUUCUUAUCGGUUUCACUAACAGUUUUGGAUCUUCAAUGAACCUUGUAUAUCACGAAACAACAUCCGUCAUUUCAAAUCUGCUAAACCUUAACUGAAAAGAUGCAUGAGUUUCGAAAUGGGAAAAUCUAUCGUUUUUGUCAUGAGCUUUCAAUGAAAUUACAAAAAAAAAAGAUUAAGCGUAGUCGCAUUACAGUAACUGUUGAUAAUAUUGAAAUGUCAUCUCGAAGUAAAAAAUUUGGAUCUGCAAUACACACAUAAAUAAAAAUUGUUGAAUAAGCGUAGUUCGGUCCAGUUAUGCUUCUUAUGAAUCCUUGCCAAAGCUUUUCAGAGAUGAAUAAUCCGUACUGACAAGUAGUUUGAAGAAAUGUUUAGGUCAGAUUUCUCGUCUCGAAAAGUGUAAAUUACAUUUUUUUUUGUUCCCUGAAUAAUACCCUUUGACAAAUAAAGCCGACUCAAAGAUUUUUUGAAACAUGGCAAAUUUCGACUUUGUAACUUUAAACACUUCUGAGUGUGCCUUCAUAAGCUAUUGGAAAAGUGAUAAGAACGUCAUGGUUUUGGUCACUUUUUACUAUUCUUUGUAACAUACAUUAUUUUCAUACAGUUUGUAUUCUGAAAAUAUUGAAAUUAGAUAUUCUGAUGAUUUUCUCGAGCUGACAAAUAUUCACUGAUGAUUCCUUCCAAGUUAUUGAAAAGGCAGUAUACAAUGAUGCUUCAAGUCACUUUUCACUUUCCAAAGAAACAAAAACUUGCAUUAAUGCAGUUUUUGUACAGAAAAAAAUAAAAUCUACAUCAUGUUUUCCAAUACUUUCUUUCAGUUAUAAAACAUGAAAAGAUAUUCAUUUCGUGAAUUAUUUCAAACUAAAUAUUAUAUGUUACGUGUAAUACAUUUCAUCAUUUUGUACUUUCAUCUAAUAGAGAAAGUUUGUAGAGUACGAUCUGUCUUCAGACAAUAGAUCCUAAGCUUUAAUAUUAAUAUUUUCUUGCACUACAUAUAUGCCUUGAAACAACUCUCGUCAUUUAUUUCAGAAGUAAACAUUAACUGAUACGUCUGACAUGCAUUCAGUCGCUUACAUAUAUGAAAUCUUGGUCAUUUUCUGAGAAAUUUCAGAAAUGAGCUCAGCAGUGGCGUAGCCAGGAUUUUUGUACAUGCUGGAUUUCAGCUUCAGAGUAUGGGAUCCAGAUGAAACUUAUGGAGGGUGAUAUUGGACCCAAAUGAUGAGUUUUUAUGAAAAAUUUUUUGCGAUCGGAGCUUGCGAAAAAAAAUCUUUUUUUUUCUUGGGGCC